AUGGAAACUGCAAACAAGAUGCUUUCAGCUGGAACAUUUCAGAUACUGAAGCUGCCACUGGGUUUCAUCCGCCUGCUGGAAUGUAUAUUUGCCAUAUUUGCGUUCGCAACAUGUGGAGGAUACACUGGACAGCUGAGGGUUAGCGUGGACUGCAUCAACAAGACUGACAGCAAUCUCAGCAUCACCAUUCACUUCCAAUAUCCAUUCAGGUUGAAUCAAGUUUCCUUCGCCGUCCCUACAUGCGAAGGCAAACAGCAGGAGCAGCUCCACCUGAGCGGGGACUUCUCCUCCUCCGCCGAGUUCUUCAUCACCAUCGCUGUCUUCGCUUUCCUGUACUCGCUCUUCGCCACUGUGGUUUACAUCUUCUACCAGAACAAGUACCGCGAGAACAACCGCGGCCCUUUCAUCGACUUUGUAGUGACGGUUGUUUUCUCCUUCAUGUGGUUGGUGAGCUCAUCAGCCUGGGCCAAAGCUCUCUCAGACGUGAAGGUGGCCACGGAUCCUGACGAAGUUCUUCAGCUCAUGUCUGCAUGUAAAGUGCAAACCAACAAGUGUGGAUCUGUGUACGCGCCCAUCUGGUCCGGCCUCAACACCUCUGUGGUGUUUGGCUACCUGAACUUUGUUCUCUGGGCUGGAAACAUCUGGUUCGUGUUUAAAGAGACUGGCUGGCAUAAGGGCGCUGCUGCACGGUACCCAGCGCCCGCUGCAGAAAAACAAACCGCUGCGUACAACCAGCAAACCUACAACCAGGGCGGCCUCGAGCCGUCAGUAGGAGGCUUUGGGGGGACUGGAGAUUUUGGCCAAAUGGAGUACAGCCAGGUGGGAAGUUACCCUCCGAGUGGGCCGUCCUACUGA
Messenger RNA from Trichomycterus rosablanca, 855 nucleotides. It is a transcript of the gene synpra, whose product is annotated as synaptoporin a. NCBI's taxonomy places the organism in Eukaryota, Metazoa, Chordata, Actinopteri, Siluriformes, Trichomycteridae. Gene Ontology annotation, cellular component: synaptic vesicle; synaptic vesicle membrane. The transcript is spliced from 6 exons. The coding region runs from base 1 to 855 and encodes 284 amino acids. The record is from RefSeq and is a predicted model, not a curated record.